AUGAGACAACCAGGUUAAGAAUUCAGAGUUGAUCCAAGCAAAUCAACUGUUUUUGAGGUAGGAACUCUUCCCUAGUUGCCUUGGGAAGUAUAACAAGAGUCAGAGAGAUAUCUAUCAAACAAUAGUAUCAUGAAACAGCACAAGUUCUGUGCCAAUCUAUGUAUUAACUUCAAAACCGGAUCUGAAUUACUUAGAGAGGAAUAAAACUGCAUGCAGACUUGCUUCUCUAAAUACCAAUCAGCAAUGGACUCAUAUUACAAUGAGAGAAAUAUCUUCCAAAGCUAACUUGCUGAUCUCAAGGCAAGAGGCUUGGACGUUUACGAGGCUAGAGAUAUUUGA
Molecule: messenger RNA, 339 nt
Organism: Stylonychia lemnae
Lineage: Eukaryota; Ciliophora; Spirotrichea; Sporadotrichida; Oxytrichidae
Source: the annotation of a GenBank genome assembly